This is a messenger RNA of Colletotrichum gloeosporioides, 3654 nucleotides long. Its product is annotated as Serine/threonine-protein kinase/endoribonuclease IRE1. Gene Ontology annotation, molecular function: ATP binding; RNA endonuclease activity; protein serine/threonine kinase activity. The coding region runs from base 1 to 3654 and encodes 1217 amino acids. Gene Ontology annotation, cellular component: IRE1-TRAF2-ASK1 complex. The transcript has a single exon. NCBI's taxonomy places the organism in Eukaryota, Fungi, Ascomycota, Sordariomycetes, Glomerellales, Glomerellaceae. The record is from RefSeq and is a predicted model, not a curated record. Gene Ontology annotation, biological process: protein phosphorylation; intrinsic apoptotic signaling pathway in response to endoplasmic reticulum stress; mRNA processing.
AUGCUGCGACGCCCGCCUCGUGAAGGGAGGCGCGGCGCCAACCAGCGGACCUACCUGCUUGCUCUAGCAGUCCUCGUCAUCUCCUGCAUCCCACUCGCCGAUGCCCAACAACAACCCAUCGACGCCCUCCCGAGGGUCCAACAGCCUGCCCCCGGGAGCAGCCAACAUGAGGGCAUACACGACAUAAACCCCGAAGCAGCCCGCAACUGGGCUGCCACUCUUGAGGCCGACAAUGCUGCCGUGUCUCAACGACGCAAGAAGACCGUCACGUCUUCCAAAGAACAACUCAACAACCGUCGGAACACCCCCGAAUCUAUAAUUAUUCCUAACGAUGCGAGCGCCGUCGCAACUUUGGCUCCGGCUCAGUCCGUGAGAGCACCAUCUCCUUCUGGACAUCGACCCAUUGUGUCCCGUGUUGCCGGGGCCAACGGGAUCUCUACGCAGCACCAUGCGCGGAGUCUGAAGGACUGGGAAGUAGAAGACUUUGUCCUCUUGGCGACCGUCGACGGACACCUAUAUGCCAGCGACCGCUUUACCGCCCGCGAGCGUUGGCAUCUCGAGGUCGACCAGUCCAUGGUGGAAACAAAACACUUCCGCCUCAACGCGUCCGAACUCGACGACGACUACAACUUCAUCGACCACUACGUCUGGGCCAUUGAGCCAAACCGCGACGGAGAUAUCUACUACUGGGUCCCCGGUGCCAGCGAGCCCAGGCUGUUGUCCACCGGCUUGACCAUGAAGCAGAUGGUCGACGAGGGCGCGUCUGCCCUCGACAACCCGCCCAUCGUCUACACCGGCACAAAGAAGACGACAAUGAUAACCCUCGACGCCGCCACCGGCAGAGUACUGAAGUGGUUCGGAUCUGGCGGCUCGCACGUCAACGAGGCCGAGAGCUGCCUGCGCCCCAACGCGUUGUACGACCAAAACAACGAGGAGUGCAGCUCCACAGGCACAAUCACGCUCGGCCGCACCGAGUACGAGGUCGGCAUCGCUCGGAAAGACGGCCGACAGAUUGCGUCUCUGAAAUACUUCGACUGGACCCCCAACACCAACGACUGGGACCUGUUGAAUCAAUACCAUCAGUCUAUCGACAAUCGUUAUCAUACCACUAGACACGAUGGCCGAGUUUACGGCCUCGACUAUAGCCGAGACAACUUUGAACACGACCGACCCGAGGAGGGAUUGUUCUGCAGCGAAAAAUUCCCCGCCCCAGUGGUCAAGGUCUUCGAUGUCUGUCGGCCGUGGGGAGUGCUUCCCGAGAGCAACCCCGACCUGAUCGUCCUCCCACAGCCCGUUCCACCGGCUAAAGACGAGUCCAUCGCUCGCGUCAGAAACCAACGAAUUUUUGUAAACCAGACCGAAACAGGAAACUGGUAUGCCCUUUCAGGUCGUUCAUAUCCUCUGAUGGUGCUUGCUCCCACGGCCAAGACUUCGGAGCCCGACUGGCUCCAGCUCGGCCACCCAUGGGAGAAGAUGAACGAGACCCAGCGAAUCAGGGCCAUGAUUGGAACCCACAACAUGGAUGCCGUCCACAAAGGCAAGAUCUACCAAACCCCUAGUCUGCCAGGUCGGCAGGAUGUCAUCGACGUGGACCCCGAGAACGACUCGGUGCUGCCUGUGCCCACGCCUCAGCCAGACGAAGAGUAUGAGCCUGUCGAAACGACGAUCGUGAACAAGGUCAAGCAAAUCCCGCAGCAGGUGUCAAACAGCUUCAUCGACUUCUUCUCCAACCCCAUCUUCAUCCUUCUCGUCGCCUCUCUCUUAUUCCUCUACCAGAAAGACCUGCGUCGCUGGUACAAGGCCAAGACAACGAAAUGGUACAAGUGGGAGGAGACCACAGACACCGAGGACAACGGCGACACCGUGACGCCAGAGCCCACGGUUCAUGACCAGGUCGUGCCGCCCGCGACUGCGGAGAACAUCCCCAAAAUCGAGGAGCCUGCCCCUGAACCUAAGGUUGAAGAGGCCCCUGUUGACAAGGCCGAGGCCGAGGCACCCGCCGCGGCCCGUGAGGCACCACCCCCACAACCUGACAGGUCGGGGGCGUCGACCCCCAAGCCAGCCGCCGCCCCCAGCGACCAAUCGUUGACACCGCCAGAGCCUGGAACCCCUGAAGUUAAGAAGAAGAAGCCGGCUCACCGCGGACGACGCGGUGGCACUAAGCACCGCAAGGGCAAAAAGCGGGAAGAGGCAUCACAGUCCCGCGAUGACGACCCACCACAGUCUGUGGAAGACGCCGUCAACAAGGCCAAGAAGCUGGGAGGUCAGGUGACCCAAUUGGAGCCCGAUGUUGUCACAGUCACGAACGACAUGCAAGCGGUUUCCGGCCCGAUCAUUCGUAUGGGAAAUAUCGAGGUCGACACCGACAAUCAGCUCGGCACUGGCAGCAACGGCACUCUUGUUUUCGCUGGCAAGUUUGACGGACGUGAGGUUGCUGUGAAGCGCAUGUUGAUUCAGUUCUACGAUAUCGCUUCCCAGGAAACCAGGCUGCUGAGGGAAAGUGACGACCAUCCCAAUGUCAUUCGUUACUACGCUCAGCAAGUCAGAGACGGUUUCUUGUACAUUGCCCUUGAGCGAUGCGCUGCAUCCCUCGCUGAUGUCGUCGAGCAGCCCCAUCACUUUGGAAAGCUGGCACAAGCAGGCAAGGCCGACAUUCCCGGUGUUUUGUACCAAAUCACGAACGGAAUCAACCACUUGCACCAGCUUCGCAUCGUUCACCGCGACCUGAAGCCCCAGAACAUUUUGGUCAACGUCGACAAGCACGGCAAGCCCCGCCUUCUGGUUUCCGACUUUGGUCUGUGCAAGAAGUUGGAAGGUGGCCAGUCGUCGUUUGGCGCAACGACCGGUCGCGCUGCUGGUACCUCUGGUUGGCGAGCCCCGGAAUUGUUGCUGGAUGACGAUGCGAACCACACCGCCAUGGUUGACAGCAUCAACAGUGGCUCCGGCUCGAUUCUCGUUGGCUCCGACAUGGUUUCUGGACGCCGUGCCACCCGCUCCAUCGACAUCUUCAGCCUGGGCUUGGUCUUCUUCUACGUCCUGACCAACGGUCUGCAUCCCUUUGACUGUGGCGACCGCUACAUGAGAGAGGUCAAUAUUCGCAAAGGCAACUUCAACCUCUCGCCGUUGGAUUCGCUCGGUGAUGUUGCUCCUGAAGCCAAGCAUCUCAUAGGCUGGAUGUUGAAUGCUGAGCCCAAAGAGCGGCCAACGGCGCGCGAAGUCUUGGCUCACCCCUUCUUCUGGCCCGCCAAAAAACGUCUCGCAUUCCUCUGCGAUGUGUCCGACUCUUUCGAGAAGGAGCCCAGAGACCCCCCAAGCGGGCCGUUGCAGAAGAUGGAGGAAUAUGCGCCAGAAAUCACCAAGGGUGAUUUCCUCCGCCAGUUACCGCGUGAGUUUGUCGACUCUCUGGGCAAGCAACGUAAAUACACGGGUUCGAAGAUGCUUGAUCUGUUGCGCGCCCUGCGCAACAAGAAGAACCACUACGAGGACAUGUCGGAUUCGUUGAAAAAGGCUGUUGGCCCAUUGCCGGAUGGGUAUCUGUCGUUCUGGGGCGUACGGUUUCCUCGACUGCUUAUUGACUGUUGGGAGCUUAUCUGGACCGUUGAAUGGGACCAAUCUGAUAGGUUUAAGGAGUAUUAUGAGCCACAGGGUCUCUAA